Molecule: messenger RNA, 1025 nt
Organism: Tupaia belangeri chinensis (Chinese tree shrew)
Lineage: Eukaryota; Metazoa; Chordata; Mammalia; Scandentia; Tupaiidae
Product: 60S acidic ribosomal protein P0
Exons: 2
Coding region: 60-1025 (321 amino acids)
Biological process (GO): cytoplasmic translation; ribosomal large subunit assembly; ribosome biogenesis
Cellular component (GO): cytosolic large ribosomal subunit
Molecular function (GO): large ribosomal subunit rRNA binding; structural constituent of ribosome
Source: RefSeq, a predicted model, not a curated record
CCUCAUGAGAGUGACAUCGUCUUUAAACCCAGUGUGGCAAUCCCUGACGCACUGCUGUGAUGCCCAGGGAAGACAGGGCGACCUGGAAGUCCAACUACUUCCUUAAGAUAAUCCAACUUCUGGAUGAUUAUCCAAAAUGCUUCAUCGUGGGCGCAGACAAUGUGGGCUCCAGGCAGAUGCAGCAGAUCCGCAUGUCCCUCCGCAGGAAGGGCGUGGUGCUGAUGGGCAGGGACGCCAUGAUGCGCAAGGCCAUCCAGGGGCAUCUGGAAAACAACCCAGCUCUGGAGAAGCUGUUGCCUCACAUCCAGGGGAAUGUGGGCUUCAUGUUCACCAAGGAGGACCUCACUGAGAUCAGGGACAUGUUGCUGGCCAACACGGUUCCAGCUGCUGCCCAUGCUGGUGCCAUUGCCCCUUGCGAAGUCAAUGUGCCAGCCCAGACCACUGGUCUGGGGCCCGAGAAGACCUCCUUCUUCCAGGCUUUGGGCAUCACCGCUAAGAUUUCCAGGGGCACCAUUGAAAUCCUGAGCAAUGUGCAGCUGAUAAAGACUGGAGACAAGGUGGGAGCCAGAGAAGCCACACUGCUGAACAUGCUGAACAUCUCCCCCUUCUCCUUCGGGCUGAUCAUCCAGCAGGUGUUUGACAACGGCAGCAUCUACAACCCCGAAGUGCUUGACAUCACAGAGGAGGCUCUGCAUUCUCGCUUCCUGGAGGGUGUCCGCAAUGUUGCCAGUGUGUGCCUGCAAAUUGGUUAUCCCACUGUCGCUUCAGUGCCACAUUCUAUCAUCAAUGGGUACAAGCAGGUCCUGGCUUUGUCUGUGGAGGCUGACUACACCUUCCCACUUGCUGAGAAAGUCAAGGCCUUCUUGGCUGAUCCAUCUGCAUUUAUGGCUGCCGCCCCCCCCGCUGCCAUCAAGGAAGUGCAGUGUCUUUUACACUGGAUUGGGCAUUAUGCUGUGAACCUGAAACUCUGCAAGGCCAGCUGGCAGAGUCAGCAAAUGAACCAAUCAAGAGAUACAGAAGAGUAG